AUGGCCAUAGAGACCCUGGUGUUUUACGAUUAUCAAAAUCAGGGAGAUUUAGUGGAUAUGUGGAAGCGAGCUGCAGGUGAACAGGUGACCGCCGAUGAACCUCCUUUGGUGCUUGUCAGCCAACAUAUACCCUGGGUGUUAAAGGAUCAUUUGUCAUGGAAUUUUUUACCCCUGGUUUUUAUUCAAUCCCAGGGAAAGUUCUGGCAUACAGAAGUUUGGGAAAAUUCAAAAAAUCUCCAUGGCUUUCCCAUACGUUGCGUUUUGGGCAAUAAUCCGCCCCGAUCAUUAUUGUGGUGGUCCGGAAAUGAUACCAGCAGCCACCUCCACAUCAGUGGGUAUUAUGCCACAAUUCUGAAAAUCUUUGCCAAGCAGUACAAUGCCACACUGGACUGGAUCAUCAACUCCCACAAGGAAUACUACAAUGAACUGGACUGCCUGCACUAUUUAAGGACCAAUCGCACCGAUGUCUGUGCCGAUGCCAUGAUAAUGGGUCCCAAUUACAUUGUCACCCAGCCGGAGGAGAUAACCAACAGCUAUCUCAUUGUUCCGCAGGAUACAGCCAUGGAUCGUUUUUAUUAUUUCAUUAAACCCUUCCAGCCGGAGGUGUGGCUCUGGGGUGAAUUUACGAUGUGCUAUGUCAGCCUCAUGUUGUCUCUGAUAAAUCAUCUGCAGGGUGGGGUAUGGGAUUUCCCCCAGAAUUAUUUAAACUCCAUGAUGGCAGCAGCGAACCUACCCUUCCAGCUGACGAAGAUCCAAGGUUGGCGUCGAAGAUUUUUGGAAAUUUUCAUGUUCCUCUGUGGCUUUGUCCUGGCCAAUUGGUAUUUAUCCCUGCUCUCCAGUUUAUUGUCCAGUCGCCUCUAUGACCACUACAUCACCUCCCUCGAGGACCUGGUGGAACACAACAUCUCGAUUAUCAUCAGUGAAUAUGAAUAUAUUUUCCUCAAUAGCACCGAGAUCUCCCCCCUGCUCAGCCAACAGCUGAGGAUAGUGGACAAUGCAUUCCUUUCCGCAUCCCGUCGUAACCUCACAGCCCGCUAUGCCUAUUACAGUCAAUAUGAUAAAAAUUAUUUCUAUCUCAGGCAGCAGAUCUUUAUGGAAAAACCCCGGAUGAAGGAGCUCGUGGAAUAUCCAAUAAAUCCGGUUUAUGGUGGCAUUCCACUGCGUCCCAAUUGGCCUUUGGAGGGCAAGCUGAACACGCUGAUGGGUUAUAUGCUGGAAAGUGGGGUAUUUAUAAGGAUCCUAGAGGACACAUUUUAUGAUGCCAUACGUAUUGGACACUUGAAAUAUUUUCCCAUGGAUCGCGAUGCGGUGGAACCGCUAAGUUUGGAAUAUUUCCGAAUGCCAGCGGCUCAAAUGUACUUUACCGGCUGUCCGACCCGUUCGCUCGCUCGCUUGCCAAAUGACCGCUUAUGA
Musca vetustissima is the source of this 1413-nucleotide messenger RNA. RefSeq lists its product as uncharacterized. The record is from RefSeq and is a predicted model, not a curated record. The transcript is spliced from 3 exons. Bases 1 to 1413 code for a protein of 470 amino acids. Lineage: Eukaryota; Metazoa; Arthropoda; Insecta; Diptera; Muscidae.